AUGUUUUUCGCUUGCUAUUGCUGGCUUUUUUUGAUAAGUAUCAGCAGUUUAUCCACAGUCAACCUAAAACGGAGUGUGAGGGCUGUGUUGGAGGCGAAACCAAGGCAACCCAAGGUGGGGCCGUUGCUGCGUUGGCUGAGUCGUGUUCCCCGAGAUCAGCACUGCCAUUCCAGCAGGUAUUUCAGUAUCUGCUGCAAAAUCGAGAUCGGUCAUCUGUCUGUCCACCGAACUAGCGGAAUCGGAGGUGCUGUCCGCUCCUUCGUUGGUCGCUCCAGCCCCGGGGUAACGCCUUGCAGAAUGGGCCUCCUCCUCGAACUCAAAGUAGCAAGCGCCACGCGUGGAAAUUCGUCUACGGUGCUUGUGUAG
Molecule: messenger RNA, 366 nt
Organism: Toxoplasma gondii ME49
Lineage: Eukaryota; Apicomplexa; Conoidasida; Eucoccidiorida; Sarcocystidae
Exons: 2
Coding region: 1-366 (121 amino acids)
Source: RefSeq, a predicted model, not a curated record